AUGGCUCUGUUGAAGUCCAGCAAAGUGAUCUCCAGUAUUGGGACUUUCUCACCAUCCUUGGGAGUUUUGUCUACCCGUAACAGGUAAUACCAGACAUGCAAUCUCUGCACUGUCAUGUUUGACACGUAGCUACUUUGGUAGUUUGACAUUGAAUUAAUAGCUAGCAGCACUUAGUUAGCAAGCUAGCUAGCCAUGCCCUCUCUGACUCAAGUGGUCUAACAUCAAGUUUACUGAACGGGAGUCAGAAGUGGUCAUGCACUUACUUCUCUCACUGUAGUUUAGCUAGCUAUCUACCUAAUAUUUAAAUUACAUUUGAUUUGGAUAGUUAGUUAGCUAACAGACUGAAACUCGCAUUCAUCCAUCUGCCACCUGUCGUGACUGAAACUGCCUGUUCAUAUUUUUGGCUUUAGUCAAGUCAUACGUGUAGACUUCAAGACUCAACUAGUUCACUUACAAUCGAACUUGGCAAGGUUACUUUCCAGCCAUGGGUACUGAUACUGUUAUUUGGUGGCUCUGUAAAAAUAUUAUUCAGUAUUCAGUGGCUGUGUAUCAGUAUGUUGUCAUCGUAUCAUAGUGAUCAUUCAGUUCUUCCUAUGAAAGGUAAAUGAUUCAAGCAUUUUUAUAUUUUAGGGUCGCAGUGGCAUUUAGCCUUUGAGAUUCGACGUAUUUCUUCUUUUUGAUCUCCCUCGCAUACCGUAGCUCCCAAAUUCUAGCGUGAUCAUUGGUUAUCGUGUACAGGCCCCUGGUCGCUGAUUGGCCAAGAGAUGCCCCGGUUUCUACGGAGAUGUGACGACAGUAACCGGUGUCCUUUCGCUUUUUUCUUGGAGGGCAAACUCUGUUCGCUUAUAAGAGACCGCUCCACAUCUCUGGAAAACAGACAGUGUUCGAAAAGCAUCUGCAAAUACACUGCAUCACUGUUGGUUUUUGUUAGAAGACCGUGCGCCGAGUGUUACAUUAUUCUCAUGCAAAAAUAAUUUCGGUCUGUAUUCAAGUUCAUUUUAUUAUUUUAGCAGGCUAAAUCCAAGUCUGUGACUCCACAUUGGAUGGCCCGCAUUGGUGCUGGCAUAAAUAGAACUCAGUGUACUCCCUGGGCCUAUGAAGUGUAUACCAAGCAUAUUUAUGUUUGCUCGACACCUCACAAGUUAAAAUGUACUAAGGUUCUGAGUGUAUGUAGCUCGCACAAACUGCUGAUACAUUACCAUGUCAAUGAACUCUGAUUUUGAUGCCAACACAGUCGCUGCAGUCCCAUUAGUUUUCAUUGCAGCCGCGGUUGCCCACAUAUGUACGGAACGGAGUUAGCUACCGUUAGUAGUAGCAGUAUGAACCAGUAGGUAGGCCGAUAAUAUACCCAGGUUCUUCUUACUCUGAUAACAGAUUUGUCAGAAUCAGAUAAAAAGUAUUCAUAUUUGUUAUCAGUGUUACUGAUUGAGGAUCUAAUUUUAAUGUGCAGUCCCAAUGUUUCUGGCUGGCUGAGUGUUACAUUUUAGUCACCUGAGAUCUUUUUGUUAUUGGACAAUGGACGCUCAUAGGAAAGCGUUCACAUUUUCAAGAGGUUCUAUAAUGCUAUGUAAACAGGCUCUAUGACAGGUGACUGUUCAGUGUGUUCCCUAAGGCUCGAGGUGGUUGUCAUGUCAUCAUUCUUGUCUAUAGUCUCGUGUUGCAGUUUUGGCGUUGCUGCCCUUUGCGAAGCCUUCGGCUCUAAGUAUAGCUGUGAGUUCCAGGGUGUUUGAACACAACCGUUCAACCUGAAUCUCAAUGAGCUGCAGAGGAUCACUGCUCAAGUCAUAGUGGGUCACCAUUACAUUUGACAGACUACUGUACCAGUACACACUGGUGAGUAGCAUCAGACACAACCGUUUUAGAGCGUGCAAUGUUACAGAAGGUUCCAAUAGAAAUGUAGGCUGUCUAAAACAGAUGUGAUUCUCUGUUGGGAGUGUUGUUGUCAACUUUUCCAUGCUAUGUUCUAAACUUUGCAGCCCUUUGAAUUAUCUCUAGUUCAACCUCAGUAGGCCUAUAACCCCCCAGUACAGCAGUGAGAGGAAUAUGUAAGAUUAGAGGCCCUGCAUGUGUAAGAGGUCAGGGGCAAGGUCAUGUGGAAGCAGUAUGUGUUUGGGGUGUGUGUGUGUGUAAUGCAAUUAGCUCCUGAACUGGGCCCCUGCUAAUUAUCUGUUCUUUCCUCCCCAUAAGACGCAUUCCAUACAGGGGGAGGGAAUAGUUUUUUGCAUUGUGUGUGUGUGUGUGUGAGAGCAUAUGUUUGCAGUGCCGGACUUUCGCAUGAGCUGUUAAUCUGUGUCUUCGUUACUGUGUGUGUGUGUUGAAAGGGAAGGGCAAAGUAUUGGGUGGAUAAUCAGCUUGUUGGGGUCAGUGUGAAAGAAAGACCAGGCUGUAAUGACCAGAUCCAAAGAUAUGAUGAAUGAGUUUGUUCUGAAUUUCAAAGAACCAAUCGCUGCCUUUGUUUCUACCACUCUCCCCCUGCCCUUUAGAACUGUCAUUCUGGUAGUGUAGUGGCGAUGGAGAGAGAUGUUCAUGUAUUUAGUGCAGCACAUCUCCUCCCUUUUAGUCACUCCCCCUAACGCCAUCCAACCCGGGCCCUUCACCUCAACAGACUUCAGCUGUGUGUAGUGGUGAUUUUGUAAUGUGUGUGUGUGUGUGUAGCCUGUCGCUGUGUAGGGACUGGGGGAUGACCAGGCAUUCUCCAGGUCAUAGUCCAGAGUGUUGGUCUACUGUGGGUGGGUGGUGCUACUCUCCUCUGGUUGGGUGAGGGCAACCGUUCUAGAGCAGAAUGUAGUACGGUUCUGUUUACAGUUGAGUUUUAGUCCAGUUUCUUGGAGAAAUAUAGGCCUAGCCUACACUGAGUGAUUAGAAAAAUAAACUAAUCCAUUGGUGUCCACUGUGAAGCAAAUAAGAACACAAGUGUGCAAAAUGAUGUUAAAUGAAGCUGAUUCUGUUUGUUUCUCCCCCUCCCCUGUGUUGCAGCUCAUGGUGGGGUGGAGUGCAGAUGGGCCCUCCUGACCCCAUCCUGGGGGUGUCGGAGGCCUUCAAGAGGGACACCAGCCCGAAGAAGAUGAACCUGGGGGUGGGGGCCUACAGGGACGACCAGGGCAAACCCUUUGUGCUCGAUUGUGUCCGCAAGGUAGGAAUACCAUGACAACCAGUGUAACUGCCCAGAGUUUGAAAUUCACACACAUAGACACAGACUAGAGAACUAUCCUCAGUUUCACCUUGCCAUUCAUAUUGUAUUGAGGCUCACUCCUCAGAGGAAAGGUGAGUAGCUACAGCGGCUCUUAUUGUUUUGUAAUCCCAAGCUCAGCGUUGGUGAGAGGCCAAUCCUGUCACACUGCUAUUAGCCCUUUUAUAUAAGAACCGAAUCAUUUCACAAACACGUAGGAGCAUGAAGGUGGUUUUCAUGUGUUAUUGAGCUGAUUCUCACUAUACAGGCUUUUGUGGAGUUACAGGCCUGUGUGUUUCUGAUUGGUGCAUUUCUGCACUGUCAUCCUGAGCUUAGCUCGUAUAAUGUAUACCCUAACGGAACCUCUAUUACCGUGUGGAUGUGUGUUUGCAUACUUUUAUGUAUGUACGUUUGAGGGGCAGGCUCCAGCAGACCCAUGUGUUAGACAUUUACAGUAUUUCUGCACAGUCAUUCUGAGCUCAGCUCAUGCAGCCCUGCUAAACCCCAGCUGGGUGUGUUAUGCUAUUUUGUAGGGCUUUGGAUCAGUCAAGAAGUGGAUGCCGAGAAAAUGUCAUCAUUAAAAACCUUUCUACUUCCCCUCACACUCACUAUUUCUCUACCAUCUAGGCAGAGGCUCUGAUUGCUUCCAAGCAGUUGGAUAAGGAGUAUCUGGCCAUCGGUGGUCUGGGGGACUUCACCAAGUCCUGUGCUCAGUUAGCCCUGGGGGCUGACAGCGAGGUCCUCAAGAGUGGCAGGGUGAGUGGAUGCGUGGGUGGUAGUUUGGAAGCACAUUUGCUGUAGGUGUGUUAAGUGAAUGAUAGAAAUUCUAUUAACAUCUCUCUCCUCUCUUCAGAACAUCACUGUCCAGACCAUCUCAGGAACCGGCUCUCUGCGCAUCGGAGCCAACUUCCUGGUAAAGACCCGCGUCUUAACAGAUCAGUAGGAAGAUAAUGAAUGCAGCUGCACUACCACAGUUCCGUUUUGGCCCAUAGCCCCCUCGAGCAGUGCACCAGCCUAUAAAUGCCUGAAACGACUGCCUACUCUAUAAUAUAUGUGCAUUACAAAUGAUUGUGUUCUAUAAAACAGUAAUUUCUUCAUACCGGUAGUGCUGCGGAGUGUGUAUGGUGUCAGUCAGUUAACUCAUUCUCUUUUUUCUCUAGUCUCGUUUCCACAGUGCGUCCCGUGACGUGUACCUGCCCAAGCCCUCCUGGGGGAACCACACACCCAUCUUCAGAGAUGCUGGCAUGCAGCUGAAAGCCUACCGCUACUACGACCCCUCCACCUGCGGCUUCGACUUCAACGGGGCGCUCGACGACAUCUCGGUGAGAGACGGAUGAGAAAGGGGAGGUGCGGUUGUAUGAUUCCACACUGACAUGGAGGACCAUUAACAAGUCUUCUGAGAUCUGUUUUUAUAUUGUUGAAUGUUGACUUAAUAAGGUUAAGGUGUGGUGGUUUAUUUUCAUCAUGAGAAUCUGAUUUGAAUGUUGGGUAACACUGUCUUCCCUCUGAUACAGAAAAUGCCAGAGAAGAGUGUGAUCAUGCUGCAUGCCUGUGCCCAUAACCCCACCGGUGUGGACCCCAAGCCUGCGCAGUGGAAGGAGAUCUCUGACCUGGUGAAGGUGAGUGUGCUUACCAUAGAAAUGAAAUACCUCAAUGGUGAUUUAUCUGUAAAGGCCCCAACUGGCUAAAGUCUCUGUCACUAUUGGGAUCUCUAUCGCUGAAGAACUUUUCUGCCCAGUGCCUACUGGUGUUUUGUGUAAAGACUGACAUUUUUUACUGUGCCAGAUAACUAUUUACACACACAUGGUCCUAGUAAUAACUCUUCCCCUGUUCUGCCUCUCCUCCUCCUUCAGAAAAGGGACCUGUUGGUGUUCUUUGACAUGGCCUACCAGGGCUUUGCCAGUGGAGAUAUUGAUCGUGAUGCCUGGGCUGUUCGUCACUUCAUCGAGCAGGGCCACAACAUUGUCCUGUCUCAGUCCUUCGCCAAGAACAUGGGCCUCUAUGGUCAGUCUCAUUAUACAGACAAAAUCUCACUCACAAACUAUGGUAUUGAAAUAGGAGAAUGGUUAAAAGAUUCUCCCACCGGUGUGGUAUCUUACCUGUGUGUGUGUGUGUGUGUUUUGACAGGUGAGCGAGUGGGAGGAUUCACUGUGGUGUGCAACGAUGCAGAAGAAGCAAAGAGGGUGGAGUCUCAGCUGAAGAUUCUGAUCCGGCCAAUCUACUCCAACCCUCCAAUGAAUGGAGCCAGAAUCGCUGCCACUAUUCUCAACACACCAGACCUUUAUAAAAUAUGGUAAGUGUACAUACACACAAACACACAGCACCCCAAAACAUUUAUUGUUUGCCCAUUUCGCUGAUGCUGUGAUUUCAUAAUCUAGCUGACUGCCUAGGAAGGUGUCCGAGUUCUCUUUGGAGUGGUCUCCUGUCUCUACACACAACUUCCAUUCUGUUUCUUCAUCAACCCCCCUGAUUAACCUCUCUCUCUACACAGGUUGGAGGAGGUCCACGGCAUGGCCAACCGCAUCAUCAAGAUGAGGGAGCAGCUGGCGGCCAACCUGAAGAGCGAGGGCUCCACUCACAACUGGCAGCACGUCAUCGACCAAAUCGGCAUGUUCUGCUUCACAGGCCUCAAGCCUGAACAGGUACAAACACAAACGACCACACCCACUCGUUAUAUCCACACCUGUACCUUACAACCUUAUAAGACAACAUUAUUAUAUUCCUAUUGAUCAUAUUCAUCAGUUGGAAUUCAGUUCUAGUAUGAUAUAUUGUGUUGACGCCAGGUGUUUGUGUGUCUCCCCCAGGUUGAGCGUCUGACUAAGGAGUUUUCAGUGUUCAUGACCAAGGAUGGUAGAAUCUCCAUGGCAGGCGUCACCUCCGGCAACGUGGGAUACCUGGCGCACGGAAUCCACGCCGUCACUAAGUAAAAAGGAGCAUGCUGGGAGAAACGGUGGGGCACGGUGGCGCUGGACACAACGAAUAAAAAACUACGUCACAACCUAAAUAAAGAGCAUUUGGUGUCAUUUUACUCCCCGCCCAGCCCUUACAGAGGAGCUGGACAUUCUUUAAGACUGUCAAUUGUUCAUCGUCAAGUUCAACUUUGACCUCAACCCUCCUCGGGGUAGGGAUGUUGUUUAACGGUUAGUUCCCUGUGACCUCUCCAACGAGGCCACCAUGUCAAAGGUUGUUUAGUGAUGGCCCAAUGAUCUGCCCUACAUUUCACUAAUGAGCUGAUGUCGGAUGUCUCUCUUCUACGCUUAUUUAUUGUAUGUCAAAGUUUAAUAUGAAUUAACUGAAUAAAUGGCUUAAUAAUGUCAUAUUAGCAUAGAUGUAUAUUCUCUUUUUAAACCUGCUCUGCCUGCUGUGGUCCAAAUUGCUGUCAGGCUACAGAUGAGUUUACCAACACUUAGGUGCUGUAGUGUGUGUUUGUCUGUGUCUCUUUGCAUGUGUGUGUGUGUAUGAAUUGUGAACUCUGUCAUUGCAUAUUUCUGUAGGAUGUGAAAGUUCAACUUUUCCUCAACACCAGUAGAGUAGCAGAAAACUCAGCGUUUCCAGAUAGCAGUUAGUUAUAAGAUUGUCUGGCACUACUUUUAGAUGAGAUACGGUCAUUGAUAUUUUAAUAUGCUUUAGAAAUGGACAAUAAUGUAUGAUCAAUCAGUCCUUUCACUCAGCCUCUGUCUCUUGCAUUGCCACUUGCAUUAUCUUGUCUUCCAUAUUCAGUAUUUGUUUGUAAAAAAAAAAACAAGAAAAAAAAAAACAAUUGCUGUACAUGUUUUGUGCUUUUUGCACUAAGAGCAGGGUCUACUGCAUUUCUGCUAAGUGUUGAUGAGGGAGCAGUCAGUCAGCCAGCCAGUCUUAAAUGCCCACUGAAUGUCUCUCUCACCCCCCAAUAACUUGGUUUAUGAGGUUUUAAAGGUGCAAUAUACAGAAAUCGCUCCGCCAUUUCCUGGUUGCUAAAAUUCUAAUAGUUCGCCUAAUUUCAGUUUGUGACAAAACAAGUAAUGUGUAGAGAAUCAUUGUACCAUCUAAACCGCUG
Molecule: messenger RNA, 7205 nt
Organism: Coregonus sp. 'balchen'
Lineage: Eukaryota; Metazoa; Chordata; Actinopteri; Salmoniformes; Salmonidae
Source: the annotation of a GenBank genome assembly